AUGAACUCAUCUGUUUCCGGGAAUAAGCUAAAUUCAAUGUAUUGUUUUGACUUGAGCAACUCCUGUCCUAAGACCAACGUUACCCCAUCAAGAUUUUCAGCUAUGUGCAUUAUUAUGUCUGUGAUUAUAACAAUCACCAUUGUGGGAAAUCUAAUGGUGAUCAUUUCAGUUUCUCAUUUUAAACAGCUUCACAGUCCAACUAACUUUUUAAUUUUAUCCUUGGCAAUAACAGAUUUUCUUCUUGGACUGGUAAUAAUGCCUUAUAGCAUGGUCCGAUCAGCGACAUCUUGCUGGUAUUUUGGAGAUUUAUUCUGUAAACUACACAGUUGCUUAGAUAUGACUUUUUGCACAACUUCCAUACUUCAUCUAUUUUUUAUUUCUGUCGAUCGUUACUAUGCUGUGUGUCAACCGCUUCAUUAUUAUUCAAAGAUAACAAACCGUAUGAUAGAAGUUUAUUUAUUUGUUAGCUGGUCGGUUCCUUUUUUAUAUUCAGUUAGUCUUAUUGUGUCAAAUGUGCACAUGGAAGGAUUAAAUCAUUUUGUGGAGUCACACACCUGCAUUGGGUCUUGCUUUCUUAUACUGAAUAAGCUUUGGGCAACAGUUUCUUCAUCAUUUUGUUUUUUUGUUCCAGGUGCCAUGAUGAUAGGAAUCUAUAUCCAUAUAUUUUCUGUAGCACAAAAACAGGCAAGGAUGCUAGUGCUACACAAUCACCCGCAUUACCUGGGUACAAACACCAACAAGGCAUCUCUAAAGGUUGAAAGCAAAGCAGCAAAGACUUUAAGCUUAGUUAUGGGGGCAUUUUUAUUAUGUUGGCUCCCAUUUUCUAUUGUCACUGUAGUAGAUCCUUACCUUGAUUUCACAACAUCGGAUGAUUUGUAUAAUGCAGUUUUGUGGCUUGGUUAUUUUAAUUCUUCUCUUAAUCCCAUCAUCUAUGCUUUAUUUUAUCCAUGGUUUCAGAAAACCUUUAAAAUUAUUAUAACAGGCAAAUUAUUUAAUAAUGAUUUUUCUUCUUUCUGUGUUAGGUAG
Molecule: messenger RNA, 1026 nt
Organism: Pelobates fuscus (common spadefoot toad)
Lineage: Eukaryota; Metazoa; Chordata; Amphibia; Anura; Pelobatidae
Product: trace amine-associated receptor 4-like
Exons: 1
Coding region: 1-1026 (341 amino acids)
Biological process (GO): G protein-coupled receptor signaling pathway
Cellular component (GO): membrane
Molecular function (GO): trace-amine receptor activity
Source: RefSeq, a predicted model, not a curated record